GUGGCUCAGGGCGAGUCUGAGGGGGCUCACAGGUGGGACCGGGAAGAACUGAGGGAGAGGAAGCAGCUCCGGGAGGGAGGAGAGCAAAAGGCCGGACACACUGGAGUUGAUCUCCAAGGAAGACUGCUAGGGAACACGUCAUGUGCCUCCGUUCAAGAUGCCUCUGCGAAGCUGGGCAUCCGACCCAGACCCCUCACCACCUAAGCAGUUAGUCUUCAGCAACUGACAAAACCUGCCCUGGAAUCUUGAGUGCUCAGCAGUUCACCACCAGCUGCAGCAAACAGCAGAGUGGAAGGAAGAAAAACUUGGUCACUUUAUUCUUAGGCUCGAGUUGUGGUGGCUCCAGGGAAGAGAGCAAGGGAAUCUGGUUUUUAGGUUUGGUAGAGGAUAGAAUUAAGGCCUGCCAUUUAAGUAAUCCCUUCAACCUCUUUAGUAUAUUAUUUGUUUUUCCCUUUUCCAUCCAUUCUUUAAUAGCUGGCUGAAAACAUUGGAUUUACGGAAUAAACGUUUCCAUCCAUCUAAAAGGUGCUAUGUCUCACCAGUGAUUAAAUUUAAAUCUUGGAUAUUUAAGAAGUAAGCAGUUGUAUGCAAGCAUACUGCUUACUAAAUGUUGUCAUUUCUGCAGAGGAAGCUCCAUGCUAACUUUUCAAGGCCUGGUCACCCAGCUAGCGAAACAAUUGUAUUCAUCUUGACCGUUGAAGAAUGGUUGCGUAUAUCACAGAGGCCUUUCCUCAGACGUGAAGUGUAUUUUCCUGAUCAUUCUGAUCUUUUGCAACAUGAGUGCAAGCAGCCCUUUGAAAAAAGGACUGUUUCAGCCACACGUCCAUUACUCCUUUCUGAAAACAGCAUCUGAAGGUUUGUCUCUGAGUGAAGAAGAUUUCCAUUCAAGUAUGCAUGACUCCCCAGAGUCUGAUUCUGAAAGCCUUGCUCAAGAAAUACAGUAUCAGUUUGAGCUUCAGAAACGGAUCCAUAAAAGUGAAGAGGUGGUGGGCCAGUCUUAUGAUGAGCUGGAAGAAGACAGCUUAGAGACAGACAGCCUGGAGGAGAAAUCCCUGACCGAAGAAGAACAGUCAGAGGCAGAGGAAAUUCAGACUCCAAGUGGAAGCAAUUGUGGGGAGGAAAACUAUAGUAAAGCAAGUGACAAAGAAGAAAUGGUGGACAGAUACUCUGAUCUACGAUAUGAUCCCAAUUGGAAAAAUAAAGGGGUAGCAGGUUUUACUGACUUAAAGGAAUCCCACCAAGAAAAUGGCAAAAGCUCACCAGUCCUCUCCCUUGGUUUGACCUGCAGCCCUUCCCAGUUCAGGUUCAUAGACAGGAAUAAUCAGCUACAGAAACAGCUGCAACGUAUACCAUCCAUAUUUGCUAAAGAGCCCUCGAACUCUUGUGAACAACCCACAAGUGUCAGCAACAGAUCUGAUCAACAAUAUAAAGACCAAGAUAAUUAUCAGGAACGAGUCACUGUUUACCACCAUAACAGCAAUUGUAGUAUAUAUAGCAAUGGGUCUUCUACCUCGACUAAAGCAUCGAAACGACAGCAAUCAGAAAAGGACUUUGUAGUAAAGAACAAACUCACUCUGGGGCUAGCAAUCCCACCACACAAUUCCUAUCUUCACCUCCAUGGUAAGAUGCAAAGGGAAGGCACCAAAGACAGCUCCUCCAUACAAAGACCCUCAGAUGGGCUGAAUAAGCCAAGGUACAUCCUGGAAAGAAAACUCAAGUUCUCUCGAGCACCCACUGGAAGCCAGCAUGGAGGACAUCACAAUGUGUUGGAAUUUGAGAACACUCAGACAAGUUCCGACUCUUAUGGAGAAGUCCCUGAUUUGGAGGAGGAAGGCAGAUGUCCGUUGAAUCACAGAUUAUAUCCUAAGCUGCCUAUCACUCCUCUCCAGCCUUUCAUUGUGAAUAAUUCCGCAGUAGGGCAGACUAACCUGUUCCACAGGGACUCCAGCUACAUUGUUCACCAGAAUGGCAAGGAAACUAACACGAGCUUGGCUUUUGCUAGGAAUCCUCUCCAGUCAAGUUCAUAUCAAAACUUUCCUGGACUUCCUUCACCAUGUUCUAGUGAAAAGAACAAGCAAUACCAACACAAUCCUAAACACACUUCCGGAUAUCGCCAGCAAUAUCCAUAUAGAUGUACCAUUUCAGAGCCCCAGUCUGUCUCCAGAUAUGGCACGUCUCAGAAGCCCUUAGGACAAAAAUGCUUUUCCUAUUUGUACAAUGCUGCUCUUCAACAGCCAGGAAAUACAGAAGCUUCAGCGUGGAACCCCAAAAAGAUUAAUACAGAGAAGACCCCUAGCAACUAUGUUUCUGGUAAUUCAGGGUCAUCUCAGCCAUCUGCUCCUGAUCUGAGAAGCACCCCUUCUCCUGCCACCUGGCUCAUCCAAGCAGCAGAGCAUCAUCAUCAAGAAAUCUCUCGACUGGUAGAUGACCAUCUUGCUGGAAGCCAGUUCACUGGUAUGCUUCCGCCCAUAAUACAGAGGGGAGAAAGUGACUGGCAGCUCAAUAUGGAGAGCAGUGAAGAAAGCCAACCUGUUCUGAGCCGCAGCAAUUCUGAAGGCUACCUGCUUCAGGUGGAAAAGAAGAAGGAGAAAAAGAAUAGGAAGGGUUCUAGGACAAAAGGCUACAUGAAGAUGGACGUGAAUCUUGGGGGCCUUGGACCCGACUACGAAACCAUCAGAGAGAAAUCUGAAAAGAUAAAGCAGAAAAAGGAAUAUGCCAAGCAAAUUAAGGAGCACAACAUGAAGAGCAUAACAAGUGCACAGAAACCACAACCAAGACCUGAGAACAAGUCAUCCCUGUCAAGGCAGAAGGCUCUAGAAUAUGCUAAGAAGAUCCCUAAACCAAAGGUUUACCUGUCAAGGCCACCUGAACAGGAACCUAAAGAUGACCAAAGUCUGGUGCGUCCUUUAGAUGGAGAGAAUCUUCCUCCCAUUUCAUCCCUGGAAUCUUUGCAGAACAGGCAUGAAAAGGAGAAACAAGUCGUAGCUGCAUUCAAAACCCUUCAUAUCGUAUGAGGAGCCGAAAGUGGCAGAAUCUGUAGCAGGCCUACCAGGCAACAGAGAGCUGAACUGUGUUGUUCUGCAGAUGGUCUUAGCAUGAUAGUUGCCCGGUAUCCCAAAGGACUUAAAUUAUGAGCUUCUGCUGUCACAAAAUGGUUUUUCAAGGUGUGAAAUAUUUUUACUUUAUCCACUCAACCUCACUUAUUUUUGUCAGAUUUUAUUGUUGAUGAUUAAAGAGCUAUAAAUAUGUAAUGUU
Hemicordylus capensis (graceful crag lizard) is the source of this 3255-nucleotide messenger RNA. RefSeq names its product junctional cadherin complex regulator (gene JHY). NCBI's taxonomy places the organism in Eukaryota, Metazoa, Chordata, Lepidosauria, Squamata, Cordylidae. The transcript is spliced from 8 exons. Gene Ontology annotation, biological process: axoneme assembly. Bases 777 to 3014 code for a protein of 745 amino acids. The record is from RefSeq and is a predicted model, not a curated record.